GUGCUGACACAGGGAGCAGAUAUGGAGGAACAGUCUAACAGACCCACAUGGAGCAGGCAGAUAGAGUUCACCCUGGCUGGGAUUGGCUGUGCUGUGGGCCUGGGCAACGUUUGGAGGUUCCCAUAUCUGUGCUACAGGAGUGGAGGAGGUGCCUUUCUGGUGCCAUACCUGUUCAUGCUGAUAGUGUUGGGGAUCCCUCUGCUCUACAUGGAGCUGACGGUGGGUCAGUUCACGAGGAGAGGGCCCGUCCAUGCUCUGGCUAUAGUAUGCCCUCUGUUAAAAGGAGUGGGCAUUGCAUCUGUAGCCAUCUCCUUCAUCAUGUCCACCUACUACAAUGUCGUCAUCACCUGGGCCCUCUAUUACCUCUUCAGCUCCUUCCAGGCGCCGCUGCCUUGGCAGAGCUGCAACAACACCUGGAACACACCAAACUGUACCAAUCACGCCACCAACAGCAGCUACUCCUCCACCGCAAGCCAGGAGUUCUUCAAAUAUAAGAUGCUGGAGCAGACCAGUGGAGUUGAAGAAGCAGGAACGAUCCGGUGGCAGCUUUUCCUUAUUCUCCUCCUGGCUUGGAUCCUCAUUUACCUUUGCAUCUUUAAGGGGGUGAAGUCAACAGGCAAGGUGGUGUAUUUUACCGCUCUAUUCCCAUAUGUUAUCCUGAUUGCCCUGCUGAUCAAUAAUGUGCAGCUUCCCGGCGCACUAAAUGGAAUAACCUUCUUCAUCGUGCCGAAAUGGGACAAGCUGCUCUCAGUGGAGGUGUGGGUGAAUGCUGCAGCUCAGAUCUUCAACUCCAUCGGGAUUGGUUUUGGGUCCCUCUUGGCCAUGUCCAGCUAUAACUCCUUCAACAACAACGUUCUGAAGGACACCCUGACUAUAUCCAUCAUCAACUCCGUCACUAGCAUCCUGGCAGGUUUUGUCAUUUUCUCUGCCUUUGGAUACAUGUCUCAUCUGCAGGGCAUUCCUGUCAGUGAUCUGGCUGUGGAUGAUGGGUCAUGAUUCACUUUUUCAAUCAGCAUUGCUACACUGAGAUCUUUACAUCUUUACGUGGUUGCAUUUGUGCAUCCAGGUCCAGGUCUGGUUUAUGUUGUUUAUCCAC
Molecule: messenger RNA, 1096 nt
Organism: Larimichthys crocea (large yellow croaker)
Lineage: Eukaryota; Metazoa; Chordata; Actinopteri; Sciaenidae
Product: sodium-dependent serotonin transporter
Exons: 8
Coding region: 22-996 (324 amino acids)
Biological process (GO): nitrogen compound transport; sodium ion transmembrane transport; amino acid import across plasma membrane
Cellular component (GO): plasma membrane
Molecular function (GO): amino acid:sodium symporter activity
Source: RefSeq, a predicted model, not a curated record